This is a messenger RNA of Carassius carassius (crucian carp), 1107 nucleotides long. RefSeq names its product apolipoprotein A-I-like. Gene Ontology annotation, molecular function: cholesterol binding; phosphatidylcholine-sterol O-acyltransferase activator activity; phospholipid binding. Gene Ontology annotation, cellular component: high-density lipoprotein particle; blood microparticle; extracellular region. Lineage: Eukaryota; Metazoa; Chordata; Actinopteri; Cypriniformes; Cyprinidae. The record is from RefSeq and is a predicted model, not a curated record. Gene Ontology annotation, biological process: triglyceride homeostasis; high-density lipoprotein particle assembly; cholesterol homeostasis.
UACAGUCAGGACAUUAUGAUGUGGAAUAGUGACAGCAAGGCACGACCCACUGGACUUUGGGUUUCCACUACAGCAAUCACCUCCCCACACUAUAUAAAAACAGAUGUGAAAGAGCCACCUUCACACUUGUUCUUCGACAGGACAGCGUCAAUUAAAACACACUGACACAGACUAAAACUAAACACCAUGAAGGUUCUUGUUGUGCUUGCACUUGCUGUAGUUACAGGUUGCCAGGCGAACCUAUUCUACGCUGAUGAGCCCAAGCCACAGCUGGAGCAGCUGACAGAUGCUUUCUGGAGCUAUGUGGCCAAGGCAACACAAACCGCAGAGGAAACCAUCAAGAUGAUCAGGUCUUCUCAACUGGGAGAGGAAGUCAAUACUAGGCUGACCCAGAGUGCUGAUAUGGCCAGCGAAUAUGCCGUCACCCUCAAAAAACAGAUGGAUCCUCUGGCUGAAGAGCUGAUGACCAAAAUCACCAAGGAGGCUGAAGUGUUGAGGGAGCGUCUGGGCCAGGACUUGAUGAGUGCAAGAGACAAACUGGAGCCCUAUGCUGACAACCUCAAGAGCCAGAUCCAGCAGAGAGUGGAGGAGCUCAGGACGGCCAUGGCUCCAUAUGCUGACUCCCUGGAUUCUGAGACCCUGAAGGCCACUCUGCUCCAGAAGAGUGAGGAGCUGAGAGGAAACCUGGAGCAGAGCGUGAAGGAGAUGCAGGCUCAGAUGGAGCCCUACACUGCUGAGAUCAAGGAGAGGGUGGACCAGCAUCUGCAGGACUUUCAGAAGACCGUGACCCCCCUGACUGAGGAUCUCCAGACCCAGAUCAGAGAGAAAGCCCAGAUGGUCCAGCAGAGUCUCACACCCUAUACUGAAGACUUGAAGGAAAAGCUGGACCCUUACGCACAGGACCUGAAGGCCCAGCUCACCUCCCUGUAUGAGUCCUUCAUCAAGAGAAAUUAGAUGCCCCCAACAAACUUUUGCCAACUGCUGCUAAUGUAAUUAAAUGUUAUAUUCAGUUCAAUGUGGUUAACAGCAGUUGACCUUACAGUGACCUGAUGGAAGUAUUUAUUCUCAGUUUUAAUUUAAACUAAAUAAAUGUUUUGUCAAAUGAAA